Molecule: messenger RNA, 1424 nt
Organism: Cercospora beticola
Lineage: Eukaryota; Fungi; Ascomycota; Dothideomycetes; Mycosphaerellales; Mycosphaerellaceae
Product: serine hydrolase domain-containing protein
Source: RefSeq, a predicted model, not a curated record
CACCAUAAUCCUUGUCAAAGAUUGCCUCUUUCGGCGCCGAGCUAGCUUUCGAUGAACACCUCCGCUUUGGCAGCCGCAUGGGUGUAAGAGGCAGCCGCAUGUAUACAGAUAGGACGCAAGCCACUUCGGUCGUCAGAUGCUGAUUCUGAGCUUCUGUAGCAUAUCCUCUACAACUCGCAGCAAAAAUGGUGAACAAACAAGCUCAGGAUGCGGUGCAGCACGCAUUGGACGCCGUUACCGGUGAUCCAAUGACUGGAAUCGCUGGCAUCGUUUUCGUUGCGAUCGAUAAGAAUGGCAACCAGAUCGCCGCAGUGCCAUCGGGCAAGAAGGGCGUUGCGCACAAAGACCCGAUGACCCUGGACACGGUCUUCUGGAUCGCCUCGUGCACGAAGAUGAUUGCCACAAUUGCCUGCAUGCAGGCGGUUGAGCGAGAGCAGCUCCGCCUUGAUGACGCCAAGCAGGUUCACUACUUGUGUCCGGAGCUGAACAAUAAGAAAGUGCUCCAGGAUGAUGGCACUCUUGUCGACAGAAAGAAUGAUAUUACUCUCCGAAUGCUGUUGACUCACACGUCUGGAUUCGGAUACGAAUUCUUCAACGAAAAGCUGAAAGAGCAUGGUCGGCCAGUCGGAUACGAUGUAUUCCACGCUGAUAUUCGAGAUGUCCUUCGAAUGCCACUAGUCCAUCAACCAGGUGAAGCAUGGGAGUACGGAACAGGAAUCGACUGGGCUGGCAUAGUGCUCGAGCGAGCGACUGGCGUCCGGCUGAAUGACUGGAUCCAGGAGAAUAUCAUGGCUCCGCUGGACCUUCAUUCAGUCAACAUGUUCCCAACAGCAGACAUGAAGAAGAAUCUUGCCUUCAUGCACCAGAAAUGGCCAGGUAGUCCAGAGAAGGUUGAGGAGCGAGACCACAUCUACCGAGAGCCAAUUAUUGCAGAGACUGCCGAGGAAAGAGCCAAGCUGUUCCAUAGUGGAGGUGCUGGCCUCUACGCGAAACCCGCCGAGUACGUGCAAGUACUCGCGGCACUGCUGAAUGACGGUGUGAGCCCCAAGACUGGACAACGUAUCUUGCAGAAGAGCACGAUCGAUGAGAUGUGGAAGAACCAAAUACCACAAUGGCCAGAUUUUGCCAGACAGGGCAUUCCUGAUGCGAAGAAGGAACAGACCAACCCUAUCCCACAGCUGUAUCCGCAAGAUGGCAACCCUCCUCAGGGCUGGGGUCUUUCCAUGAUGUUGACACAAGAGCCUGGUGCAACAGGACGAGGUCGCAACACAGGAUGGUGGGCCGGCAUCGCCAAUCUCUUCUGGUGGUGUGACCGGGAGAAGGGCGUGGCCGGCAUGAUUGCGUCUCAAUGCAUGCCUUUCUGCGAUCCUAAUGUCUUGGGUGCUUGGGUCAAUUGCGAGGCCGCGGUAUAUGCUUCGGUAUGA